AUGGCUUGGAUUAAACAAAAGGAACAAGAAAGCUCAACAAUGGAAAAUUUUGCUUCAGAAUCCGAGGCUCUGGCAUAUUCAUUGGCAGAGGUCCUUGCAGAGAAAUCAGGACGGAAAUCAAGUUUCUUCAAAAAAACCUGUGUGCGAAACACAUGUUAUCUAAGGAUGAACCGUUAUCCACCAUGUCCGAAACCAUCGGAGGUGUAUGGUUUGAUGCCACACACGGACAGUGAUUUCCUCACAAUCUUGUAUCAAGACCAAGUCGGAGGACUCCAACUCAUUAAAGACAAUAGAUGGAUCGCCGUUAAACCUAACCCUCGUGCUCUCAUUAUCAAUAUUGGUGACUUAUUUCAGGCAUGGAGUAAUGGCAUGUACAAAAGUGUGGAACAUCGUGUGAUGACGAAUCCAACGGUGGAGAGAUUCUCAACGGCGUAUUUUCUAUGUCCAUCAUACGACGCCGUUAUAGAGUGUUCAGGUGAUUGUCCUGCUUAUAGAAAUUUCAGUUUCGGAGAAUUCAGACAGCAAGUUCAAGAAGAUGUUAAGAAGCUUGGUUAUAAAGUUGGCCUCCCUAGGUUCAUUAAUGAUAUCUACUAAUUUAUACACCCAGCUCUAAUGUAUUCUUAGGGUCUAUAUCUAUAUGUUUUGAUUUUUAUAAGUUUUGGUUGAAUUUUCUUAACAAAUGUUGUAUUCUAGGUAAACUGGUAAUCUACAUUUAGUCAAAAUAAAUUGUAAAAUCAAUUAUGUUAAA
This is a messenger RNA of Brassica oleracea var. oleracea, 748 nucleotides long. Its product is annotated as gibberellin 2-beta-dioxygenase 8-like. Gene Ontology annotation, molecular function: dioxygenase activity. The record is from RefSeq and is a predicted model, not a curated record. Bases 1 to 594 code for a protein of 197 amino acids. The transcript is spliced from 3 exons. NCBI's taxonomy places the organism in Eukaryota, Viridiplantae, Streptophyta, Magnoliopsida, Brassicales, Brassicaceae.